Telopea speciosissima is the source of this 2139-nucleotide messenger RNA. RefSeq names its product protein FAR1-RELATED SEQUENCE 5-like. Gene Ontology annotation, biological process: regulation of DNA-templated transcription. The record is from RefSeq and is a predicted model, not a curated record. The coding region runs from base 1 to 2139 and encodes 712 amino acids. Gene Ontology annotation, molecular function: zinc ion binding. The transcript has a single exon. NCBI's taxonomy places the organism in Eukaryota, Viridiplantae, Streptophyta, Magnoliopsida, Proteales, Proteaceae.
AUGGAAAGUAAUUGGAUAGAGGACCAGUCACUCUUAAUGAGUCAAGCUCCCGUACAGGGUAGUAAUAUGCAUGUUUCAGAUGCAUGUAAUGCAUUUAUCAGUUCUGAAAACAAUGCAGUGGAGCAUAAUACAACUGGAGAGACUGAUGUAAUUAAUGAUGGGAGGGAGAAUGAUAGCACAUCCAAUGAAGAAGAAAAUGAUGUGCAUGAGGCUAGUAGUAGCCCUGAAGAUGAAGAAAAUAAUUCUUAUCAAAGUGAUGAGAAUGAGGAUAGCAAUACAUCUUCUGACUUUAAUGUUGAGGAAGUUACCGAGGAACAAGCCGUCAAUUUGAGCUUGGAAGGUGAUGACAACAGCUCACAAUUUAGAUUUCUCAUUCGUGAGUUGGAACCAUCUGUUGGCAUGGAAUUCGAGACCGAGGAUGAUGCAUAUAACCAUUAUAACGACUAUGCAAAGGAGAUGGGUUUUUCAGUCCGAAAAUAUAGGGUGGAGCGCUCAAGAGUUGAUAACCGUAUCCUUGCUAGAUCAUAUGUAUGUGCAAACCAAGGUGAAAAAUGGUGUAAUGACAAGCGGCGGAGGGGAAUGAAUUAUAUGCCUCGUGCAUCAAAGAAAACCAAUUGUGGAGUUGUAAUGAGGAUCAAGUCUAGGAAUGGGAAAUGGGUGGUGGAUCUUUGGGAAAAGGAGCACAACCAUCCAAUGGUAGAUCUGAAUGAUUCUUUUAGACUUCGGUCACACCAGAAAGCUAAUAGUGGUACAAUUCAACUGAUAGAAUGGCUGCAAAAGUGUGGGAUUAGGCAGUCCCAAAUAAUGACAAUUUUAAAAGAUUUUGCUGGUGGAGAACAACAUGUUGGUUUAACUGAGGAUAGUUGCAGGAAUUUGAUUAGGUCCAAGCGUAGGAAGUCUAUUGGGAUUGACUGUCAACAAGCAAUCAAUUAUUUGCAUAGUAAGCAAGCUUCAGAGGUAGGGUUCUUUUAUGCAGUCCGUGUUAAUGAGGAGCAACAAUUGAUCGGGAUUUUUUGGAUAGAUAGUCGUGCACGAGAACAAUAUAAGAAGUUUGGUGAUGUAAUUGUGUUUGACACAACUUACAAAAAAAAUAAGUACAAGUUCCCAUUUGCCCCUUUUACUGGUGUUAAUCAUCAUAUGCAUUGUAUAUUGUUCGGUUGUGGCUUAAUAGCCGAUGAAACAAAGGAAUCAUUUAUGUGGCUUUUUCAGACAUGGCUUCAAGCAAUGCAUAAUAUCCAUCCAAAGGCAAUUUUGACCGAAGAGGACCCAGGAAUAAUGAGAGCUAUUCGGCAUGUAUUUCCAUAUACUGUACAUCGAUUUUGUGGAUGGCAUUUGGAGAACCACAUGAUCAAUCACAUAAGGCCAUUAUAUAAAAGAUAUCCAGACUUGAAAGCAAUAUAUAAAAGUUGCAUUAAUGAUUCAAAAAUACCAUCUGAGUUUGAGGAGAGAUGGGCUAGUAUGAUACAGAGGUAUAAUUUAGAGGAGCAUAAAUGGUUGAGGAGGCAGUACAAACUACGCAAGCAUUGGGUGCCAUGCUACUAUGCUGACACUUUUUUUGCUGGUAUGAGCACUAUACAAAGAGGGGAGUCAAUGAACAAUUACUUUAAAGGUUUCUUCACACCAUUCACCCCAAUUAAUGAAUUUGUAACACAAUAUGAAGAGGCUAUUAAGAAAAUACGUGAAAAAGAAGCGAAGGCAGACGUUGAUUGCAUCACUUCAACACCUUCUUGUCGUACAACCCAUAAAGUUGAGGAACAAGCCGCAAAUGUUUAUACGACAAAGGUGUUCAAGGUUUUCACGGAGGAGUGGUAUCCAUGCUUUGGACUUGAGGUCAGGCAAUGUGAUUGGGAAUUCCCAGUUAAGAGGUACAAGGUGUUUUUGAGGGACAAGGAUCGAGAGAUUAACGUGACAUAUGUGCUUGACAACCAAGAGGCCGAAAUUACUACCUGUAGUUGCAAGAUGUUCGAGCAUAAAGGUUUACUUUGUAGGCACAUACUUAAAGUGUAUGUGAUAACAGAUAGAUCCCAAAUUCCCCAGCACUAUAUUCUGCCUAGAUGGUCUAAAUCUGCUGUAUAUGAUAGCAGUGGUAGUAAACAUGUUGAGGGCUCAUCUGAUGAACAACCCCAACAACCUGUGUGA